This is a messenger RNA of Priceomyces carsonii, 1101 nucleotides long. RefSeq names its product 3-deoxy-7-phosphoheptulonate synthase (gene ARO4). Gene Ontology annotation, cellular component: cytoplasm. The record is from RefSeq and is a predicted model, not a curated record. Lineage: Eukaryota; Fungi; Ascomycota; Pichiomycetes; Serinales; Debaryomycetaceae. Gene Ontology annotation, biological process: aromatic amino acid biosynthetic process. The transcript has a single exon. Gene Ontology annotation, molecular function: 3-deoxy-7-phosphoheptulonate synthase activity. Bases 1 to 1101 code for a protein of 366 amino acids.
AUGAGUUCAACGCCGAUACCAGCUGAGUAUGAUGACACCAGAAUCUUGGGUUACGACCCAUUGAUUUCUCCCGCGGUGUUGCAACAUGAAAUUAGAGCCAGUGCUAAGUCAUUAGAAACCGUAAUCAAAGGUAGAAUCGAAGCUUCACAGAUAAUUAAGGGCAAGGAUGACAGAUGUUUGGUCAUAGUGGGACCAUGUUCUAUCCAUGACCCAGAAGCUGCGAUGGAAUACGCAGCCAGAUUAAAAAAAUUAUCAGUUAAGUUAGAAAAGGACUUGGUCAUUAUAAUGAGAGCAUAUUUAGAAAAGCCAAGAACUACUGUUGGCUGGAAGGGGUUGAUCAAUGAUCCUAAUGUUGAUAACACAUUUGAUAUCAAUAAGGGUUUAAGGAUCUCCAGAAAAUUGUAUGCUGACUUGACUGGUGUUGCUGAGUUACCAAUAGGUUCUGAAAUGUUGGAUACUAUCUCGCCACAGUACUUCUCUGACUUUUUAAGUUUCGGAGCUAUUGGUGCAAGAACAACAGAGUCCCAGUUACACAGAGAGUUAGCAUCAGGUUUGUCUUUUCCCAUUGGAUUCAAGAACGGUACAGAUGGAGGUUUAAGAGUCGCCUUAGAUGCGGCUCAAGCUUCUUCGAAGGGUCACCACUUUAUGGGAGUUACCAAGAAUGGAACGGCUGCUAUCACGACCACGAAGGGUAACGACCACUGCUUCAUUAUUUUAAGAGGUGGUAGAAAUAUCACUAAUUAUGAUGAAGAAUCUGUCAAACAAGCGAAAGAAGCUAUUAGUAAAUCCACCGAACCAGGACUUACUUUAAUGGUUGAUUGUUCCCAUGACAAUUCUCAGAAAGAUUAUAGAAACCAACCAAAAGUUUUGGAUUCCGUUGCUUCUCAAAUAGAAAAAGGCGAAAACAAGAUAAUCGGUGUUAUGAUUGAAUCACAUAUCAAUGAAGGUAAACAAAAUAUGCCUGCUUCAAAUGAAGGAAAAUCUGCUUUAAAGUAUGGUGUAUCAAUCACUGAUGGGUGCGUCUCUUGGGACUCUACUGUUGAUAUGUUGAAAAAAUUAAGUAAGGCCGUUCAAGCUAGAAGAGCACUUAAUCAUUCUUAA